CUACCACUUUUGAAGUCAUUUGUCAGGCCCGGUCUCUCUAGGCAGAGAGGUGUAGCAUCUAGCCCGUAGGUGCAGCGGCGCACCGCAGAUUCCGAAGCCUAGGGGCGAGCCACUAACUCGGCUUAGAUUCCACGGUGCAGCGGUCGUUAUCCGUCCCUAUCUGUCCUUAUCCGUCCCCAGCCGUCGUUAGCGUCGUUUAUCCCCAUACAGCUACAGGUUCCUGUUAGCUUGAACUGUGGUCGCCACGCUACACGAUAUUCGCUAUCUUUUUUUUCCAGAUUUUAUAUCUGUGAUUGCGCUUGAUAUGGCUGGUGUUGACAACGACCAAUCCUCCGCUGCCGCCGCUACCGUCGCCGCUGACGCGAAGCCCGCUUCGGAUAGCUCUCAGGCUGCAGCUUCGGAGACCAAAGCAGCGCCGGCGGCCGUGAGCCUGAGGCCGGGGGGUGGCGCUCUGGGGGGAGGGCUGUCGCUGCGCCCGGGAGGAGGCAAGCCGUCGGGGCUCUACGUGCGCCCCGGGGCAGAUGGCUCCAGCGCCCAGGACGAUGGCCCCAAGGGCCCUCGCGUCAAGUACUCGAGGGACGAGCUUCUCGCGUACCGUGAGAAGUGCGUGGACGUGCCGCCCGAGAUUCUGAACACCGGGGGCGACAUCAUCGCGUCGUCGUCUGGCCGCUCCUCGUCUGCAGCGGCGGAGCCCGACUGGUCCUCGCGCCGGUCGAGCGCGCCUCCUCCCUCGCAGCCCAAUGCGGGCCAGCAGGCGCGCGCACCCGAUGUCCCGGACAACCGCGACUGGCGGGCGCGGCAAUCCCUUCCCCCCCAGGAGGAGCGCGAGCGCGGACGCGGGGGUGGGGGCGGACGGGGAGGCGGGGGCGGCCGCGGCGGUGGUGGCGGAGAGCGCGACUGGCAGAGCCGCGGAGAGCAGGGGGGGCAGCAGGGGCAGCAGCAGGGGCAGCAAGGACAAGCGGGAGGGGCUGCUGGCAAUGACGGCCCUGCGGUGGCCAUAGUGAAGGCGGCCAAUCCGUGGAUGCCACGUCGCGGAGCUGUGGACGAGAAGGAGAAGGUUCUUCGUACCGUCAAGGGUAUUCUGAACAAGCUGACCCCGGAGAAGUUCGACGUGCUGCUGCAGCAGAUGCUGGACUCGGGCAUCACCUCUGCUGAGCGCCUGCAGGAGGUGAUCUCGCUCAUCUUCGACAAGGCCGUGGACGAGCCCACGUUCUGCCCCAUGUACGCGGAGCUGUGCGACAAGCUCUCGCACGCGCUGCCUCAGUUCCCCGGGCCUGAAGGGUCGGAUAAGCCUGUGACCUUCAGGAGGAUUCUGCUCAAUACCUGCCAGGAGGAGUUCGAGCAGGCGCUGAAACUCAGGCAGGAGCUCAAGGGACUGACCAAGGCUGAGCAGGCGGCGGAGAGGGAGGACGUGCAGAGGAGGGUGAAGGCGCGCACGCAGGGCAACAUCCGGCUGAUCGGAGAGCUGUACAAGCAGAAGAUGAUUCCCGAGAAGAUCGUGCACGCAUGCGCGCAGGAGCUGCAAGGCGACAGCAAGACGGAGCCCCCGGAGGAGAACAUCGAAGCCCUCUGCCAGCUGCUGUCCACCGCGGGGCGCGGCAUGGAGGAGAAGGCCGGCAAGGCCAACCCCGUGCUGCUCAACGCUUACUUCGAGCGCCUCAAGACGCUCUCGCGCUCGCCCACGCUGCCCUCGCGUAUCCGCUUCAUGUGCCGGGAUUUGGUUGACAUGCGCUCCAAUAACUGGGUGCCACGUAGGAAGGAGCUGACUGCUAAGAAAUUGGACCAGAUCCACGCCGAAGCUGAGGCCACGCUCGGGCUGAGGAAGGGCGCUGCGUCGCUCAGGGUUGGCGCAGCCUCGGGAGGGAUCGGCGGAGGUCCGGGAGGCAUGAUGCUCCCGGGAGGCCCUGGGUGGCCCGGAGGCCCGGGAAUGCCUGGCAUGCCGGGUGGCUUGGUGGCAGGUAUGGUGCCACCUGUGGAUCUGGAUGGGUGGGAGACGGUUUCUAUCAGCAGGCGCGGGAAGAAGGACACCGCCGGAGCUGCUGGACAGGCUCGGCAGGGAGCUGCUGCAGCAGGUUCGGUACCGAUCCUGGGUCCAGGCAUGGGGCUUAAGAUGGGCCCAGGGAUGGGUCCGGGAAUGGGAGGCUCGUCGGCGUUUAUCGGCAAGCCGAGCGCUCUGAUUGGUGCCAAGCCUGCUCCGGUCAGACCAGCCGAACCUGCGCCGCCCAAGCCUGCUGCACCGGUGGCCGCCGCCGCUGCUAGCAAUGGCCCGGCAGCAGCAGCAGCAGCAGCGAAGCCAGCAGCAGCUGCUGCUGCUGUAUCGGGCACGUGGGACGAUGUGGCGAAGCGGAAGUCGGAGUCGCUCCUUAAGGAGUUCUUUGCAGUGUUGGAUCUCAAGGAGGCUCAGCUCUGUAUGGAGGAGCUCGGCUCCCAGAAAUCCCACGAGGUCUCGUCGCGAUUCGUCGAAUUCGCGGCGAAUUUCGCCCUGGAGGGCGGCAAGGAGAAGGAGUGUGUGGAGGUCGGGCGGCUGCUCUCGCACCUGCACUCCAACGGCGCGUUCGCAGCCGGCGAAAAGGGCGAGAGCGCGCUGACAGCUGGCAUGCUGUCAUUGGCCGAGCAGCUCGAUGACCUGGCGCUGGAUGUGCCGCAGGCGCCGCGGUUCCUCGGCGAGUGGCUGGGCGGCUUCCUGGCAGCCGGGGCGGCAAAGUUUGACUUACUCAAGGAGGUGUGUGAGAAGUCAUAUGAUGGGGCUAGGAGGCGCGCAGUGGUAGUUGCUGCUCUGAAGGCGGCUGAGGGGAGUGAGGCGGGGAAGGCUGAGGGGGUGGUGGAGGUGUUGAUGAAAGCUGGGGCGAAGGAGUUGGGUAAGGUGGUGGCUGAGGAGAGGCAGGAUGAGGCGGAGGCGAAGAGGCGGCUUGAAGAGGACCUGAAGAAGGCUGGACUGGCCCUGGAGGUGCUGGCGUUGUGAGCAGACGAAUCAAGUGGUUGGUGUGAUGAGGAGGGAGGGGGGAAGGGGAAGUGGAGGAGGAGGGUGAGGUGGUGGCAGAGGAGGGGCAGGACGAGGGGGAGGCGAAGAGGCGGCUGGAGGAGGAUUUGAAGAGAGCGGGGUUGGCUCAGGCCUGGAGGUGCUGGCCUUGUGAGCGUGGAGGGGAAGUUGGAUAGAUCGAAAGACGGGACAUGGGAGAUGGGAGCUUUUGGCGAAAAAUGAACUGGGCGGCAUUGAGAAGGACAGGUUGCUGGUAGUGCCCUUCACCUUGCACUCUUGGUUGCCCUUAUGGAUGUUGCCAUUUCCUCUCGGCUUGUCUGCUUCUGUGCUCAGGGGUCCAGAGCACUGGUUGGUCUACUUGUUCUCUGUCUUGGCUAUACGUGUUAGGUAGAUCCUGUUUCGAGGGCGAAACAUGGUGGCUGGCAGGAUUGUUACUUCUGUUCUGGUACUGGUAGUUUUCAUCUUCCUGGUAUAAUGAUUUGAUCUGAAUAUGGAGGCACUCUUGUUGAUCCAUCUCUCCGUGGUAGAAUCACGCCGCGGGUGGUUUAUGCGGGGGAGAGCUUAUGAUAGGGUGAAUCUAGGAGAGCACCCGCUUUUCGGGGGUUGCAUUUUACAUACCGUAACACCCUCCUCGUUUUAUGCAGCAAAGAACAAUAUUUCGUAGUUUUUCAAGCUCAGAUCGAUUGAGAAAAAUAACGAACAGGAUGAAAA
Molecule: messenger RNA, 3691 nt
Organism: Closterium sp. NIES-67
Lineage: Eukaryota; Viridiplantae; Streptophyta; Zygnematophyceae; Desmidiales; Closteriaceae
Source: the annotation of a GenBank genome assembly